AUGGUGAGAACUUACAAGAGUCGCCCUGGUACCAGGAGAUACAAAGCAUAUGAUGAUGAACAGCUUGCUGCAGCAAUUGAAGCUGUUCGAACUGGGCGCUUGAGUCUAAGGAAAGCAUGCAAAGAGUAUUGCAUCCCGUUAGGAACAUUAUCUCACAAAAUUAACAAGAAAUACGCAAACGCCCCAGGUCGCCCUACUGCUUUAAGCGACGAAGAAGAAGCAAGUCUGGUAAACCACGUAAAAGUGGUGUCUGAGUGGGGAUUCCCAUUUGAUAUACUGGACUUAAGACUUCUGGUGAAAACCUACCUAUCAAAGGUAGGGAAGACCGUAAAGCAAUUUAAACAUAAUCUUCCAUCAAGAGAGUGGGCUUUCAACUUCUUAAAACGUCACAAGGGUCACCUCACUCGUCGCCUAUGCCAAAACAUAAAGACAGCGAGAGCCAAAGUGUCGUCCGAAUCUGUGAAAUCUUACUUUGAUAACCUCAAGGGCACACUUCAAAAUGUAGACGGUAGCCCAAUACCACCAACACAUAUUUUUAAUUACGACGAAACAAACUUGGCUGACGAUCCUGGAAUCAAAAAAUGUAUAUUCAAAAGAGGUGUGAAAUACCCAGAAAGGAUCAGAAAUAGCACAAAAGCCUCAACGUCCGUCAUGUUUUGUGGUUCGGCAGCAGGUGAAAUGCUUCCUAUUUAUGUGGUGUACAAGGCUGAACACAUAUGGUCCACAUGGACUGAAGGUACGCCUACCAACACACGAUACAAUCGUAGCAAAAGCGGUUGGUUUGACUCACACCAUUUUAGUGAUACAGUAUUGAAACUCGCAAAGGAAAACAACAUUAUAUUCACUUGCCUACCUGCAAAUUCAACACAUCUUCUGCAGCCCCUUGAUGUGGCCUUUUACGGACCGUUAAAGAGACUCUGGAGAAGUAUCUUGGAUGAAUGGAAAUCAAGUGCAAAGAAAAAAUCUGCCACUCUUAACAAAGACGAUUUUCCACAUCUUCUGAAGAAAUUGCACUGCAAGCUCUAUCCCGACGGGACUGAAACCAGUGCAAAUCUUGUCUCUGGAUUCCAGAAGUGUGGCAUUCAUCCUUUUGACCAAAGUAAAGCUUUGAAAGAUCUACCAGAUGCAGAACAGAAUGUUAAUAUGGACACUGAUUUAAAUGUCUCUGAAGCAGUGAUUGAUUUGUUGCAGACCUUGCGUGGAGUUGAUGAAGUGCCAAAACAAAGAAGGAAGAAAGUGACAGUUGAGCCUGGUAAAAGUAUAAGCUCAGAAGAUAUACAGAGUACAAGUGCUGGUACUGGAAGUAAUAUGUCUGGUAAUACUCAUAGUAUCAUGGACACCAGUGACGACAGCGACACUGACAUAUCUCUUUCAGAACAAGACGUAGUAUGUUCAGAUUCAGAUUACAGCGAUGCUGGAGAGACGGAACCAGGGGAGAGUGAGCUUGAAGGAGAAGACUUUGAUCAAGACGAAAGAACAGCAAUGAAAGACACAGAACCAAUGAACGGGAUGUUUUAUAUUGUCGAAUUUUGCGGUAAAAAGACACGAAAACACUAUGUGGGCGAAUUUGUUCAAUCAGAUAAUGGAGACUAUGAGAUGAAGUUUUUGCGCCGUUCUCAGAAAGCCCCAUUCACUUUUCACUGGCCUGAUAAACCAGACAUUGGAUAUGUUGAGAAAGUUCAACUCAAGAAGAGACUGUCACCACCAACUCAACUGAGAAGGAACAGAUUUGAAUUUUCAGGGAAAGAACUACGGUGCUACACUGAAAGUCUUCAGUAA
Molecule: messenger RNA, 1779 nt
Organism: Liolophura sinensis
Lineage: Eukaryota; Metazoa; Mollusca; Polyplacophora; Chitonida; Chitonidae
Exons: 2
Coding region: 1-1779 (592 amino acids)
Cellular component (GO): nucleus
Molecular function (GO): DNA binding
Source: RefSeq, a predicted model, not a curated record